GGAGGUCUUUGCUCGACGCAAUGUAAUUGCGGCGGAUCAUAAUGGCCGCGCUCAGGAAGGGAACAGUGUAUCUCCGUUUCGUCAGGAGUUCCGGUGGUGCCCUGUUGAGCAGCAGAAAGCCUGCAGUCAGUAAACUGGGAAAAUGGAGAAAUAUUCUAUACACAAGUGUAGCGUCGUUAGCUGUGGGCGGUGGGCUGUGUGCUGUACCUUUCAAACAGGUUGAACCCCUUUCUCAUGACUCCCUAAUCAAAAGAGCAGCCUCUCUGGCGACCGACAGCUCAAGCACUUUUCUCUCUCAGACCACUCUAGCACUAAUUCAUGCCAUCACAGAGUACGCCAAAGCUGUGCACACACUCAUUGCCCUACAAAAACGAUAUCUGGAUUCACUGGGAAAACUGACCCCUGCAGAGGAGGAUUCAGUCUGGCAGGUGAUAAUUGGCCAGCGUGCAAAGGUUAAUGACAGACAGGAAGACUGCAAGCAUUUUGAGUCAACCUGGUUCAGUGCAAUGAAGCUCUGUGAAGCAGCAGCUGAGGCGGCAUACACAUCAGGGGCUGAACAUGCGUCUGUAACAGCAAGGACGAACAUUCAGUUGGCCCAGUCGCAAGUGGAGGAGGCACGAAAACUCUCACUAGAUGCAGAUAAGAAGUUGGCCGAGACUAAAGUAAUGGAGGUUCAAAGGAUGGCACAGUAUGCCGCCUCCUUAGAGAAUAAUGAGGAGGAAGAGGUGCCUGAGGCUUAUCUAAGAGAAGACUGAAACGAACAGCCACAAGUAUCAGAAAACAGUAAUUUCUCAUCAUCCUUACACUGUCUUCUUUUAUGAUCUGUAAUGUAUUUGGUUUGGUCAAACUGAUGUGCUUACAUCAACAACAUCAACAAAAACUUCUGAAAAAGAGAAGGGUAUCUAUAACUCAGAGCUUCUUGGAAGAGUGUUUCUUUAAUGGGUUUUUUUGUUUGUUUGUUUGUUUGUUUUUUUGGGUUACCAACAGUGAACUAACACAAAUCAUUUGUAUUAUGUGAAGAUUUAUUGCAAUAAAGACAAACAUCCUCUGUAAACAAAAACAAAACGCAAACUGUUGUCAUGGUGUUGAUCCACAGAAAAUGCGUUUAUAAUUUCUGCUAAAAUUGGACGGGAGACCGUGUGUCCACUUUACAUUGUUGCCAAACUUAAUUGUUAGUGUUUCAAAUGAGAUGCACGAGUGCCAACUAUGCGAACAAAAUAUCCCCUGUGGUCAUUGUGAAAAUGUUCUGUUUUCUAAAAUGACCAGAAGCCACUUUGUAAACACAGUAAGUUUGCCCAGAUGACUGACUGUCAAACACCUUUGUGCAUUACAAUCAUUCUUGCAUGUUUUGUUUUGUUGUUACAGUUGAAAUGUCUACAGAUUCCCACCCGUAUGUUCCUCUGAAGACGUCUUUAAAAACGGCGUUAGCUUGCUUGUUAUUUGUAUCUCUUGUUUUCACUCAGCAGCUUUACCUUCACUGCUAAUUACCCAUGUCCUGAUUCAGUCCAAUAGAGCUUUUAGGCAGGUUUUCAAAACCCCUCCUUUGCUUUCCUGUCGUCACUUCAUCCACAACAGCAGUCUUUCCACACCACCACUGAACAGGAAAAAAGUGAAGACCCAACCUCUGGAAAAACAUUAAAAAUGUAUGAAUUAUGAUGCUUUAAGGAAAAAUUUUAAAAAUGGAAAAGACAAGUUACUUCAUAAUUGGAUAUAGGGUCUUUGUUCCCAGGGAAGUUAAAAAUGUGAUGAAGCAGAGAGAAACUUGUCUUAGUUUAUUUAUGUUUAUUCCAGCAGAUGGCGAUGUAAGUCCACUCCACUCCACAUCUUUACCCUCUGCUUCAGUCGGAUGCAUUGCAUUUACAUUUUCAUAUCAUGCCACAUGUAUUUUAUAUAUGCAAGAUGCAGCUCAUAUUUUACUCCAACACAUGCAGCCUGUAUUGAUUUGUUUUGAAUUAAUGGUUGUGAUUAAAUAGAAGCCCCAGAUUGUACUGCA
Oreochromis aureus is the source of this 1993-nucleotide messenger RNA. RefSeq names its product diablo homolog, mitochondrial-like. Lineage: Eukaryota; Metazoa; Chordata; Actinopteri; Cichliformes; Cichlidae. The record is from RefSeq and is a predicted model, not a curated record. Gene Ontology annotation, biological process: neuron apoptotic process; intrinsic apoptotic signaling pathway in response to oxidative stress. The transcript has 6 exons. Bases 42 to 755 code for a protein of 237 amino acids. Gene Ontology annotation, cellular component: mitochondrion.